AUGAGAGCAGGUUUUGAGGUGGUUCAAGGUGCUCUUGAGUUGAUCCAACCCCAUGAACAAUGGGAUUACAACAAUACCCUUGGUGCUAAUUAUACGAGCACAACAACGUCUACGUCUCUGAUUAACGGUUUUGCUGAUUACAGUUCAAAGCCGUCUGCAAACUUAGAGAGGCCGGGCGAGCUAUCCGAAUGGGUCGAACACGUCACCAAGACGCUCAUCGAAGACCUACCUGAAUCCAACCCUGAAGAAAGCUUCCAAACGGAUGUCACCUUGCCAGCUUACCACGCAAUUUCACGUAAUAUGCAGUGUGAAACAAGACCGCGGAAGCUGGCAAGGGUGAACGGGCCCUCURACGAGGGCCAAUUUGGCGAUCAGGGUAAUAAAGGGUUGAGUUUGAUAUCGGUUUUGUUUGAAUGCGCGGUUGCUAUUUCGGUUGAUAAUUUGGGUGAGGCUCAUAGGAUGGUUCUUGAGUUAACCCAAAUGGCUUCUCCUUAUUCACCUUCUUGUGGUGAGAGGGUUGUGGCUUACUUUGCCAAAGCCAUGGCUAGUAGGGUUGUGAACUCAUGGCUAGGGUUUUGUUCCCCUUUGACUAACCACAAACUCAUUCAUGGUGCUUUCCAAGUUUUCAACAAUAUCUCACCUUUCGUCAAGUUUGCUCAUUUCACUUCUAACCAAGCCAUUCUCGAGGCUUUUCAGCAUCAAGACAGGGUCCACAUCGUGGACCUCGACAUAAUGCAGGGGUUACAGUGGCCCGCGUUGUUUCACAUACUCGCCACACGAUUGGAAGGUCCACCGCAUGUCAGGAUGACUGGCAUGGGUACUUCCAUGGAUCUCCUGGUGGAGACGGGAAAACAACUCUCGAAUUUCGCAAAACGCCUCGGGAUGUCGUUCGAGUUCCAUCCCGUGGCGAAGAAAUUCGGAGACGUAGCUGAUAUCUCCACGUUGCAAAUUCGGAGAGGGGAUGCACUCGCGAUACACUGGCUUCAACAUUCGCUUUACGACGCCACCGGGACCGAUUGGAAAACGAUGAGACUCUUCCAAGAACUUAACCCUCGGAUCAUAACCCUAGUCGAACAAGACAUAGCCCACGRAGGCUCGUUCUUGGACCGGUUCGUUGGUUCUCUCCAUUAUUACUCUGCAAUCUUCGACUCUCUUGGUGCGCUCCAUCCAAGUGACGACAACAACCGCCACCGGGUCGAGCAUGCGUUGAUCCAUCGRGAGAUCAACAACGUGUUGGCGGUCGGUGGACCGGGAAGGAGCGGGGAGGAUAAAUUUAAGGUUUGGAGAAGUGAACUCGAAAGAAAYGGGUUUUUGCAAGUGCCAAUGAGUUCUAGCUCAUUGGCACAAGCUCAGUUAAUACUUAAUAUGUUUCCACCAACGCAUGGUUAYAGUCUCGUCCAAGUUGAUGGGACGCUUCGAUUAGGAUGGAAAGAGACUGCUUUGUACACCGGUUCGGCUUGGACUUGUCAACGGUCUUCUAGAUAA
Messenger RNA from Cynara cardunculus var. scolymus (artichoke), 1485 nucleotides. RefSeq names its product protein SCARECROW-like. Lineage: Eukaryota; Viridiplantae; Streptophyta; Magnoliopsida; Asterales; Asteraceae. The coding region runs from base 1 to 1485 and encodes 494 amino acids. Gene Ontology annotation, biological process: regulation of DNA-templated transcription. The record is from RefSeq and is a predicted model, not a curated record. The transcript has a single exon. Gene Ontology annotation, cellular component: nucleus. Gene Ontology annotation, molecular function: sequence-specific DNA binding; DNA-binding transcription factor activity.